GGCAGGAGGUCCACCAAGUGGGGAGGGCAGGAACGACCACCAAGAGGGGACGGCAGGAAGGCAGUAUAAAUGCGCUAGCUGCAUUCUGUUCCUCACACAUCAUCAACCAGCAAGAUGAAGUUCCUACUCAUUCUUCUUCCCUUCCUCGCCCUCACAUGGGCUCAGCCACCGCCAGAACCAGAGUGUCACUGUGGUGGCUUCGUUGAUGUAUUUGAAGGAGAGUUGGAAGUGAUACCCUUUCCCCCAGAACCCGUGGAAACCUGUGAAAGUGGAGAAGAGGAGUGUGCAGCCUUUUGUGAGGAAGAGUGGAACGAAAUAACUGGCAAUGGAGAUCUGGAUACUGAGUUUGAGGAUGGAGUGACCCUUGGACAGCACAUAUGUCAACAGUUAACUAGCGAGGGACAUGAAAACUACGGUCCAGGAGAGGUGUUCCUGUACUACAGACUGUGUGAAGGUCCCUGGCAGUAUGAUGGGGUACAGACAACAACGCUACUGUGUUGUAACCUCGGUGAUUACGUGCCCUGCGAAGAAGGUAUUCGACGUAAAUAAAUAGUAACUAGCAGCUCAAGUGUCUAUCUGAUGACUUGUGGGUGUAGCAAAGACAUUUGAGUAUAUAAUGGAGAAUGCCUUUCUUAAAAGUGAGUUUUGCCAAGUGUGAACCUAAUCCUUGUUAGGUUCCUGAAGUACAACACUGGAGACAGCGAGGACACGUAGCAGAAACCCAGAGAUCCUUUGUUAUUCUAACACAGAACACCGCUGAAGAAAAUCAUCAAACAUUCAGAGAAACUCAGUACCAUACGAUAUGCUGCUCAGUCUACUAACAAAUGAGCUAUGUCAAGAUGUGAUCACUAUCACCAACACAUACUACAUCUGCUGAAACAGUUGCUAUAUCACCUGUUGUAACACCUGCUCUGACAUCUGUUAUAACACCUGCUGUGACACCUGCUGUAACACCUGCUGUGACACCUCCUUAACUCCUACUGUGAAUACAACAAAAAAAUCAUAAUUUUAAUUGCUUAAUAAAGCCCUCAAUUGUUAAGAAACAUUUUCCAUUAAAGGUUUUCUUUUGA
Messenger RNA from Cherax quadricarinatus, 1070 nucleotides. The record is from RefSeq and is a predicted model, not a curated record. NCBI's taxonomy places the organism in Eukaryota, Metazoa, Arthropoda, Malacostraca, Decapoda, Parastacidae.